Messenger RNA from Tilletiaria anomala UBC 951, 3610 nucleotides. Its product is annotated as cora-domain-containing protein. Gene Ontology annotation, molecular function: magnesium ion transmembrane transporter activity. The transcript is spliced from 7 exons. The record is from RefSeq and is a predicted model, not a curated record. Gene Ontology annotation, biological process: magnesium ion transmembrane transport; intracellular magnesium ion homeostasis. The coding region runs from base 316 to 3402 and encodes 1028 amino acids. Gene Ontology annotation, cellular component: plasma membrane. NCBI's taxonomy places the organism in Eukaryota, Fungi, Basidiomycota, Exobasidiomycetes, Georgefischeriales, Tilletiariaceae.
ACGGAGUCACUGUUGGGGCUCAAAAUGUUCGAUUCAGCAGCUCGCUAACGGAUACGUCAAAGGUGAACAGCUGGAAAGAGUCAAAGUCAACUGCCUUCAUCUGCGGACACCUUGCAAGAGGGGCCGUUCGUUCCGACCCCCUCGAGAGGUCUCGCCGUGUUUGUCUGGGGUCGACCCCUCAAGCCUCCCAGCAACAGCGCAGCUCGAAUCGCUGAGACGGACCUGCUAAUUCUCAGAUCGGACACCACCGCUGACUACUUUGUUGAACAAGCGUCGAGACACGAGACGUGAGGCUACCGCUGAAUACAAGUCAGCAUGUCCUCUCCCCAGCACAGUGGCCGACUCGAGACGCGAAACUCGUCUCCGCAGCCCCAUGACGAGAGAAAGCAACACCACCAGCUGGAACAAGACCUAGAUGCGGCGAGGCAAAUGAGCAGGGUUCGGCAGAGCAGCUUCUCCCACCAUCCAGGUUCAGUAUCGCCACCACGAGCGUCUCCCAUUGUCUCACGCUGUGCCGAGCCCGAUCCAUUUUUCGAAGACCGAAUGCCGGUCGCGGGAUCGCCAUUGAAUGUCCGGCAGCGUAACGACAGCUUGAGCGGUGCUGCUGCCUCCCCUCUCGCGCUUAGCUCCUCCAUAGUCCCCAUUUCCGCAAGCCAGCAGCGUACCUCGCCCGCCGUUGCUCGUUUCUAUCAGCACCAUGGACGAAGAGGUUCCAAUGCCAGCGUGAACAGCGAGAGUCACUUCAUCGAUCACCGACACCAGCAGCACUCACUCGGUGCCAACGCCAACUACAAUAUGGGCCGCAGCUACAGGGGCCCUGCCAGCAUGCGACCGCUAGGCACACUGAUAGGCCGGCCAGAAAGGGUUGGCGACGAGUCGACAGCUAUGGACGACGGGGACACAUCAUCCCGGGCCGUAGCAGAUGGCGAUCGCUUCCAUGCUGGCCCGACGCCGGCGAGUCCAUCGCAGAUGCUCGAUAUGGGGUCUGGACAAGGAGCGGGGGCAGCAGCCGGCCGCAAUGAUGGCGCCUCGCCACGCACACUUUCGCGACGUGCUUCCAUGGUCGAAGAUGAUGUGUGUUUCCCCCUUCCCGCGCGAUCGCCUCACGCCGAGCAUCAUCCCCACCCAAGCGAGCUAUACGGGGGGUAUGCCGAUGAUUACAUGGACGAUCAUGACGCUCCGCACCAUGCGGCUGAGAGUGGCGUAGAGCUGCCACCAGGCUAUCCUUACACCUUCGAUCUGCAGGCGCUAGAGGACUUUGCUGGUGAGGAGCGAGCGCGAGCGGAAGCCUCCACGAGCCAGGGAAAGAUUGGCGCUGGCGGACUUCGGCACCGCGCGGGAGGCGCAGCGCGUAAUUCCAGACAGCUCAGCAUUGCCAGCGCUGCAGCAUAUGGCAUAUCUCCCGAGUCGGACGAUGCAACUUUCUACUCCCGCCGGCCUCGCAAAUACACACCAGACGAGGCGGCGGCCGCUCGCGGCAUUGUCGGCGGAUUGUCGGCCGGGACGAGCAAGUACCAGCGAAAACUUGCGCUAUUUGAAUCGCACGCUGGAAGUGCCGAUCCGCCUAGUAUCCCAGGUGUGCCGCGCACGGGUGAUCGCUCGACCACUGGAGGCGAGUGGGCGAUCGGCAACAUUAUGGGAUCAGGCGCCCUGCUCGAAGAGGAACGCAGGAAAGUGAGUCGCUCGGAUGUCAAGACGCCGUUGCUCAAGGACACAGAUCACGCGCCGGCUUAUGACGGCACAUAUGGCGAACUCAAAGAUGAAGCAGCCGGUAAGCUACGCGGCCACUCUUCGGGAAUUUUUAGCCCCAGUGGGGGCGGCGGUCCCAGCGGCACCGGGAGGGAUAUGUCCGAGAAGGAUAAGCCAUACCGCUUCACUUUCUACUCGAAUGCACUUUCUUCGACCAUUCAUGCCAGGCAUCUCUUUGAGCUGCCGGCGCCAGACCAGACAUUCGAGGAUCUACUGCGUGGACGCCCACCACGCGAUGCUUCAGAAGAAGCCGAGGAGGGCAACGACCGAACGAAAGAAUAUCAGAGUCAAAGCCAGAGUCAAAGUCAUAGUCGGCCUCCCAGCCAAGCAGGCAUGAAUGCAGCGCACAGCGCGUCGCGCAUCGCACCCCUCGUUAGCAACGCAGGUGCCGGCGCACAAGGACGGGUCGAGGGGGUGACGGCUCCGCCGACACGGACUGGCACCCCGUUAGUGGGAGAUGGAAAUGGCGGAUUUGGACGAGCUCAAUCGCCCUUCCCUGGUGGACUGUCUGCAGCAAAGAUAGCGAUGCAGAACUCGGCUUUGACAACUGCGACGAGUGGACAGCCUAGUGGGAGCUGUACCGGCAAUGGGCACAGCGACACCACUGCCACGAAUCAAGGCAACGGAAAUGGUAAUGGCAAGGGAGCACACAACGGCAAAGUUGCUCCGGAGCUGGCCAAGACGUUACCAGGCGGACAGAUUAUGAUGGAUAAUGACCCGGAGGCAAACACAUGGUGGCUGGACGUGCUGUGUCCGACUGAUCAAGAGAUGAAGCUGCUUGCAAGGGUCUUUGGUAUCCACCCCUUGACUACAGAGGAUAUCCUAAUGGAAGAGACGCGCGAGAAGAUCGAACUUUUCCGCAACUAUUACCUUGUCUGCUUCCGCUCCUUCGAUCAAGACCCUUACAGCCCAACCUACUUGGAGCCGCUGAAUAUGUACAUCAUCGUCUUCCGCGAGGGCACGCUUUCCUUCCAUUUCAAGGCGACACCGCAUCCGCAAAAUGUCCGCAGACGCAUCAAGCAGCUUAAAGACUACAUCAAUGUCACGAGCGACUGGAUCUCGUACGCCCUCAUUGACGACAUCACCGAUGCGUUUGGACCGCUCAUCCAAAACAUUGAGUACGAAGUUGACUCUAUCGAUGAGUUGGUGCUGAUCCUGCGCGAGGCAGAACAGAGUGACAUGCUGCGAAGAAUCGGUACUUGCCGCAAGAAGGUCAUGGGCUUGUUGCGUCUGAUGGGCAACAAGGCAGAUGUCGUCAAAGGUCUUGCCAAACGUUGCAAUGAGAAUUGGUCCGUCGCGCCUAAGUCAGAUAUUGGCCUCUACCUUUCCGACAUUCAAGAUCACUUGAUCACCAUGACCCAAAACCUGAACCAUUACGAAAAGAUUCUCAGUCGCUCGCAUUCAAACUAUCUUGCGCAAAUUUCGAUUGAGAUGACAGAUGCAAACAAUGAGAUUAAUGACGUCUUGAGCAAGCUGACUGCGCUGGGUACGGUCAUAGUACCGCUAAAUGUCAUCACUGGUCUCUGGGGUAUGAACGUCAAUGUCCCCGGUCAAGAUGUCACAAACCUUUACUGGUUUGGUGGGAUUGUUUCUGUCAUGGUGGUCAUUGCCGUGUCGGGCUACUUUGCCGCCAUCCGAUAUCUAAAGCGUUGAUGUCCUUCAUCGCUACCUCCGCUCGGAGGAAACUUUCCUUUGCCACUUGCCUCGCCUCGCCGGGGAGUUCGUUCGAGUUCUACUCGAUCUCAUUCGCUUCGGUGGCACAUAGAUUCCUGAGACCUGGCAGCAUACCUGUACAUUCCUCAUGAAUGCGCUGAGUGUGAUUAUUGUACAUAGAUGCUGAAGGAAAUGAAACCUGAUGGCA